Messenger RNA from Telopea speciosissima, 2295 nucleotides. RefSeq names its product TATA box-binding protein-associated factor RNA polymerase I subunit B-like. The record is from RefSeq and is a predicted model, not a curated record. Gene Ontology annotation, cellular component: RNA polymerase I core factor complex; RNA polymerase transcription factor SL1 complex. Gene Ontology annotation, molecular function: RNA polymerase I core promoter sequence-specific DNA binding. Gene Ontology annotation, biological process: nucleolar large rRNA transcription by RNA polymerase I; RNA polymerase I preinitiation complex assembly. Bases 52 to 2127 code for a protein of 691 amino acids. Lineage: Eukaryota; Viridiplantae; Streptophyta; Magnoliopsida; Proteales; Proteaceae. The transcript has 7 exons.
CACGUUUUGUCGUAGAAACAGUUUAGUCUACCAGACAUUGUCCUCCAAACCAUGGUGGAGGGACUGACGUGCCUCGCUUGUGGCAAUGUGGAGUUUGACAACUCCGACGGCUUCUAUUACUGUCGAAGGUGUGGUUCCCAAGCCGAUGACAUCAUGGAGACGGGUGUUGCUGAUGAGGACUUCAUGAAUGUGGGCGAUGCUCGUGGUGCCAUCUACUUGUCUAGUAAUCGCCGCUCCUCACAACGCCAACACCAGCACCACUCUGUUGUCAAGACCGAACCCUUCUCCGAUAAUUUCCUCCCAUCCUCGCAUUCUCAGUCCCAGUCCCACUUCUGGAGAUCCCUCACACAAACCGACAAUCAGUACUCUAAUAAGCCCAUCAAGAGGGAGCAACCUGAUGUUGAGGAAUCGAAACCUUCUGUGCCAUAUGAUUUUGCUUCUAUCCCGACUGAUUUGGCCCCGAGCCCUGAGCAGUACUGCUCUGAGAUCAGAAUCAGAUACGUCAUGGGCAUUCAACUCAUGAUUCAGUUCCAGUGUCAGGCUCUUGUUGAUCAAUUCAGUGUCAGUCCCUUGAUUUGUGGCUUGGCUGGGGUGAUUUGGAUGCGGUUUGUUGCAGCAUCACGGGUGUUCGACGUUGGGUGGGCUGACAAAGUCAUUGAGGAUUCUGAGGUUUCUCAAAAAGAAGGUGAGUUAAAAGUUUGCAAGCCUCGUGCCAAGUAUAGUGCAGAACCCCAUAAUAUUCUUGGGCACAGAGCUGUGGUCCUUUGGUUUAGAUCUUUGAAAAGGACAAUCCCAAUAUCUUAUUCUCUUGCAGUUUCUUUUCUUGCUUGUCAUCUUGCUAGGGAGGCUAUCCUACCAACAGAUAUAUUUAAGUGGUCUCUUGAAGGGAAGCUUCCGUAUCUGUCUGCUUUUGAGGACAUCGAGAAAUGCAUUGGACACCCUUCAUUGGCUUGCCCAUUAAGUUCAAGUUUUAUGUUCAAGCCUUUAAAAGCUGUUGGCGUCCGCAAAUUAGAAUCACUGGCGGCCUCUGUUGCUCAGGCUAUUGGUCUACAACUUCCUUCUGUGAACUUCCAUGCAAUAGCGAACCGCUACCUGAAAGAGCUAUCCCUUCCAAUUGAAAAGAUUUUUCCACAUGCAUCUCGUAUUUAUGAGUGGUUGAUGCCUCCUGAAUUGUGGUUGUCAGUAAAUCAAUUUAGACUUCCAAUUCGUGUUUGUGUAAUGUCAAUAUUAAUAGUGGCAAUUAGGAUUCUGUAUAAUGUUCAGGGCUUCGGGAUGUGGGAAAAAAGUUUUUCUGGUUCGGGUAUCUCUUCUAUUUCCUGCAACCAGCUUAGAAGCUCUUCAGCAGUUCAGAAAUCUGAGUUGGACACAGAAGCACUUCUCCGUGGCCUUGAAGCAACAUAUGACAGUAUUUCUGACUCGUACGAGUACUCCAAAAACCUAAAGACAUUUCUCAAAUAUAGUAAGGAUGUUGUCUUUGCUGGGCUAGCACCAUCCUUUGAGGAUAACGAGGAAGAGAGGAUAAUAGAACAAUUAUGGGAUUUUUAUGAGAAUCAAGAGGAUUCUGAAACAUUAUCUGGAUCAGCUGUUGGAUGCAAAAACGGUUUGAACCAGAAAAGAUUGAAUGAAGGCUCUGUUAAUGGCUUGUCUGCAGAAAAUAAGAAACCCAGAGGUGAAGGAUGCAAUGACAAUACAUCCAUAGGUCACAGUAAACCCGGAGAUGAACAAGGAAUGCGAAGUCUGAAUGCUGUUGAUUGCUCUCUAUGUUCACAAGAACAAAAUUCAGUUUCUGGCGGUUGUGCUUGUGCAGGAACUCUUAAGGAUAGAGCCCUUAGACAGAUGAAAGCAAACAUGGAGGAUAACAGGUUCUUAUAUAUCCCUCCAAGGGUCAAUCUCAAAAGAUUUGAUUAUCUUCGAUAUGUGAGGAAGAACAAUGGAGGUACUAGGACUUACGCUGCCCAUGCUGAUUACUACAUUCUGCUUCGUGCUUGUGCAAGGGUUGCCCAAGUUGAUAUUCGCUAUAUGCAUGUUGAGGUUUUGAUUCUUGAGAAGUCACUAGCACAGGUUGAAAAUCGAAUUGAUCAAAGUUUGAAUUUAAGACCUCCAGAACUUGAUUCACUGGGGUCUUGAAUCAUAUGUAUUUGUUUCAGACCAUCUUCUGGUUGUUUUUGGGGAAAACAAUGAUUGCAAUCAGAUGUUCAGACUGUGGACCCACAAUUGGGCUGUUCUUGCUUCAGCUACAAUGUUCCAGUGGCCGUAUUUGUUGGCAAUGUUCAACUAGUGCUGGAAAUACUUAAU